AUGUCGUCCAGUGGAACCAAGGUGAAGGAGAAGACCACUGCCAUGAAGACCGGGGACAAGGGCAAGGACGAGAAAUUCGAUUGGUCCCGGCAAACGGGGCCGGAUCCGCGAGAUCCAAGGAAUGUUGGCCCGCCGUGCAUGGGCAGUCACGACCCGGCUCGCCCGGGCCGAGGCUCUCCUUCAGGGUCGAACGCCCACGGGUGCUGGACGGCAUGCAGCCGUUGCAAGAUGCGCCUCAUGUACGUGCCCGCGUUUGGGGCACAUGCCCUGACACGCAAAGCCGGUGCCUUGCCGGCGGAUGUCGAAAAGCAAGUUCAAGAACUGGGCAACGAGGCAGCCUACGACUCCAAGCUGCGGGACAAGGACAUCGGCCUGGAUGCUGCGGAACGAAGCUGCAUGGCGAAGCUGGAGAAGAUCAGGGUUCAGAAGGCCGAGUACCACAAGGAGAAGAAGCCCGAGAUGGCACAAGGGCCGAUUGCCCCACAGCCAAAGGCGAAGAUCCCGCCGACAGCAACGGUGGUGAACUUGGAGGAGGCCGACAAUGCAAUGCUGCCAGGCCGAAAGGGACGAAGAAUGGAAGCUCCAGAGGAGUUGGAAGCAGCACAGCGGGAGGAGGUGGAGACGGAGAAGUCCUUCACCAUGGACGCCACUGACUAUGACCAAGCGUCGGAAGAGAUCUAUGUCACAAAGAAUCUGGCUGACUUUGAGUCCAAGCGCAUUCACCUGUCCUUGGAGGAGUACUUUGAAGAGUUCGACGAUAACGUCUUCGAAUGUGGUGGCCUACGUGAGUGCGACAUGCUGGACGUUUUGGAGCUUUGCUGCGAAGAAGACAGCCUUUUGACGGCGACUGUCUUGAAGAUGGGUGGCAAGGCUGAACGAGCUGGACUUUUCAAUGGAUGCGAUCUUCUCAAAGAAUCUGGACGCGAGAAGGUCGAAGAGAUCAUCCGCACCAGAAAGCCUCGCUGGAUUUGGGUGUCAUACCCAUGUGGCCCUACAAGCCCUAUUCAGCACCUCAACGAGAUCACCGAUGAUGGUUGGAGGAAAAGUAUGAAGAGACGCCAACGACAUCGACGUCUUCUGAAAGCUGGCAACGACAUUCUGGAAGACUAUGCCAACGCUGGUGGCAACGUUGCCUGGGAGUGGCCUCGCUAUAACGAGGGUUGGAAACUCUCGGAAGUCAGAACCUUUUGGAACAAGUUCGACUACAUGGACCACGACUUCGACGGCUGCAUGUACAAUCUGAAAUCCGUCAACGGCUACCACAAGAAGCCCUGGCGACUGAGAUGCAAUCGCAAGGGAGUUUUCCAUGCGAUGGAGCGAUGCUGUGAUGGAAGUCAUCGUCACGAUCCUUCGAUGGGUGGCACGGUGGCUCGGAAAACUGGCCUCUACACCCCACAGAUGUGCAGCCUGGCGGCCAAGAUCAUGCUGGGCUACUACAUGACUGACUAUGCCAUCUUUGGUGCCGAGUCCAUCGUGAUCGACAGGGAAGCGCUCAAGACUAUGACAACACAGGAGCUUGAGAGACUGUCCUUGACGGUGCUGAAACUUCAUCGUCGAUGCGGCCACCCAAGCAACAGAGCUCUGGUGAAAACACUGGCUGCGAGAGAUGCAGAUCCCAGAAUGCUUGCUGUGGCCGAACAAUUGAAGUGUGAUGAAUGCCAAGAAGGACAGCUGACAAAACCUUCGGUGGCAGUGUCUUUGGAAAAGGAGGAGAAGAUUUGGAACACGAUGCAAAUGGACGUGUUCUUCUACAAGCAUGGCAACAACGUUCACCACUUCCUCAUCAUGCUGGAUGAAGCUUGUGGCUUUGCAAUCUCUGCCGAGCUCCUGGUGCACACCACGGACAUCCAUGCCAACGUGGACACUCCAAGCGUCAUUGAAGCUUUGGAGGGAUCGUGGUUUCAAUACUUUGGCCAUCCACGACGCAUCAGAUGCGACUUGGAGGGAGCUUUUCGUGGCCGAGAACUGGAAGCCUACUGUGCCGAUCGUGGCAUCGAACUUCUUCAAGUUCCAGCAGAACAUCACCAAGCAACUGGCGAUGUGGAGCGCUUCAUUGGUGAACUACGUGUGAAGGUGGAAGCCUUCCUGAGAAAUGAGGAUGUGCCUGCGAGAAGAGCGGCCUAUGCUAUGACCUCGGCCCACAACCAUCUGGCUCGUGUUGGAGGAUUUUCUCCAGCCCAAUGGGCCUUUGGACAACAAGUUGACAACCUCGACAAUGUGGCCCUGCACUCCUCAGAAGGCACCGCCGGCCAUGCGAUGUCAGAAAAUCUUCAACUUCGCUUGAAGGCUGAGAAGUUGUAUCUUGAACUCCAGGCCAGAGCAAAGAUCUCCCGAGCUAUCAACAGCAAGGGGAAAUCCACUGUGAGAUUCUUGCCUGUUGACUUGGUCUACUACAAGCGCUACAAGGUGCCAUCUGACUAUCCUGCUCAUGAGCUGGUCGAUCAGCCCAGAAUGAGGAUCAGGCGACUCAAGAAAUGCCAUCUGGAUCAGCUGCGGCAUUCCAGCGAAAGAGAACGACUCAUCGCGGAACAAGCCCCAGCAGCCACAAUGCCAUGGACGUUCAACGCCCUGGAAAACCUCAUCCAGAAGGGUGCCUAUGACGACAUCACCAACGACUUCCCUGCCACCAAGAAUGCGAACAAACAGCAGCGGAAGGCUCUGAGAUCUAGAACUCCAGUGCCCAUGCUGCGUGAGAGAAAGGAUGAAAGACCAACAACUCCCACACCAAGGGAGAUGGCAGUUCCAACCUCAACUGCUGCCUCUGAACCCCCAGAGUUGGGGAUGAUUCCAGCGCAAGAUCAACUACCUGCAGAGGGAGAACAAGCAUCUUCCUCAACCUCUCAUCGAGACCCAGAUGAGCAGCCAGUGAUUGAUGGCUCUCGACUUUUGAUGGACGUGGACUACAACCCGCUCAAGCGCAUUGGAGGCCAAGAUCAACGUCCUGGAGACGAUACUUUCCAACGACGUCGACGACAACAUGAACUACAAGAACGACCCUUCCAUGUGCAGAAGCGUGAGUUUGAGACGGCCAUCAACUGGUGCACUGAGGCAGAGAACGACUUUGUCUACGGCGUGGAGAUUCCAAUGCCGGAGGAUGAGAAGGCAUGGCGAAAGAUCCUGAAGAACCCCAGCAAGUUCACGGCCAAGAGCGUCCAGAAGGGUGCCGAGAUCUCUUGGGGAAAACUUGAUGGAGUUCAACGAGCCGCCAUGCAGGAGGCAAAGCUGGCCGAGGUGCACCAAUGGGUGCGAGAGGAGGUGUGCCAGAAGUACAAGGGUAUCAUCCCAUCUGGCCGACUGAUGAAAAUGCGCUGGGUCCUGACGUUGAAGAGCACCUCAGAUGCCAAGACAGCCAAGUGUAAAGCACGCAUCGUGCUCCUCGGAUAUACGGACCCAGAUAUCGAGGUAUUAGAAACCUCAGCUCCCACACUGACAAGAAGGUCAAGACAAUUAUGUCUGAACCUGGCCUGUGCAAAGCGCUGGAGGCUUGGAAAAGCCGACGCAAAAAGUGCCUUUUUGCAAGGCUCAGACAAUCAGAAGGUCAGACAGAUCUUCGCUAUCCCUGUGCCCGAACUUGCUGCUGCCUUGGGUGUACCUCCAGGAGAAGCUGUACAACUCCUGAAGGCCGCCUACGGCCUCGUGUCAGCGCCACGAGAGUGGUUCUUGGAGGUAAACCGCGUGACCACGGAGGAUUGCGGUCUACGCCAGCUGAAAUCAGAUCCAUGCAUGUGGGUGUUGGAUGGUGAAACCCCAGGAUCCGAGCCUCGAGGUUUCAUAGCCUCACAUGUGGAUGACUUCUUGAUUGCGGGCGACGAGACCGACCCUACAUGGCGCAACUGCCUGGAGAAGUUCCGAGCAGCUUUUCGCUGGUCACCCUGGGAAGAACCACCAUUUUUGCACUGCGGCGUGGUGAUUGAGCAGCGAGAGGAUUUUUCCUUCCAGCUGGACCACUCCGAGUACUGUGGCGAGAUCAAGCAAGUGGAGAUCAACAAGAAUGUGGAGGGCGUCACCGCUGAAGAGAUGUCCCAAUGCCGAGCAGUUCUCGGAGCAGCGCAAUGGCGCGUGUUGCAGACAGCACCGCAGCACGCUGCGAAGCUAUCCUGGCUUCAGAGCGCACUUACAAACUCGACAUCAAACAAGGACAUCCUGAACCAGGUGAAUAAACUAUGCCGCGAGAUCUAUGCCCAACGACACCUAUCAGUUCACACGAAGCAGCUCAACGUGGAGAAGCUUGCCGACCUGGCCAUCGUCUGCUGGACAGACGCAGCAGUGGGCAAUCGCCCUGACUUGUCAUCGACGGGAGGCUACAUAGUGGGUAUGGUCUCCAAGGAGAUGCUCCAAGGUCAACGCGAGCAGGAGCUGAUGAUGCUGCGAACCCAGUGGGCUGAGCUUUUGGGCAUCCCUGUGGAUCUUCGAGCACCUCACUUUGCUACGAGCCAGAUCCCUGCAGCCAUGGUGGUGGAUGCAAAGAGCGUCUACGAUGCGGUGCAGAAGGGCGAAACUGCAAGUGCAGCUUACAGUAUGAAAGAAAAAUAUGCUGCGCUCGAACUGAUGAGCGUAGCUGAAAACCUACGGUUGCAAAACACACCCCUCCUUUGGGUGUCGAGUGAUGCCCAGCUUGCUGAUGGGCUCACCAAAUCAGCUGCACAAGAGGUCAUCAAGAAUUUCUUGAUGCGAAAUCAAACUUGGAAUGUGAAGUUUGAUCCGCAGUUUGUGGCGUCGAAGAAGAAGCCCAAGGAAGAUCGCAUGACGCAAUCAUUGCCUGAGACAUCUACUUUCCCUACUGAAUGGGCAAUGAGCGUAGUCCAAAUGCUUCAGCACACUCACUCACCUUUCGGCAACAGCCUUUGGGGUGUGUGA
This is a messenger RNA of Cladocopium goreaui, 4857 nucleotides long. The record is from the annotation of a GenBank genome assembly. NCBI's taxonomy places the organism in Eukaryota, Dinophyceae, Suessiales, Symbiodiniaceae.